Molecule: messenger RNA, 674 nt
Organism: Cyprinus carpio (common carp)
Lineage: Eukaryota; Metazoa; Chordata; Actinopteri; Cypriniformes; Cyprinidae
Product: large ribosomal subunit protein eL24
Biological process (GO): cytoplasmic translation
Cellular component (GO): cytosolic large ribosomal subunit
Molecular function (GO): structural constituent of ribosome; mRNA binding
Source: RefSeq, a predicted model, not a curated record
AUUUUAGAUAUUUUUUUAAGAACACUGGUUAUAUUGCUAUAUCAAAUCUAUGUUUAGCUAGAAAAAAUAGUUUGCAUUUGGAAAACAAGCUUGUUUAUAAACUGCUUACCCACAAUUCCUUUUCCUCUUCCCUAGCUCAAACGCCGCCAUGAAGGUCGAGCUGUGCAGUUUUAGUGGAUAUAAAAUUUAUCCCGGCCAUGGCCGGCGGUACGCCAGGAUCGACGGAAAGGUUUUCCAGUUCCUGAAUGCUAAAUGUGAGUCUGCUUUCCUGUCCAAGAGGAACCCCAGACAGAUCAACUGGACCGUUCUGUACCGGCGUAAACACAAGAAGGGCCAGUCUGAAGAGGUGGCUAAGAAACGCUCCCGUCGUGCAGUGAAAUUCCAGCGGGCCAUCACUGGUGCCUCACUGGCUGAGAUUCUGGCCAAGAGGAACCAGAAGCCUGAAGUGCGUAAAGCACAGAGGGAGCAGGCCAUCAGAGCUGCAAAGGAGGCCAAGAAAGCGAAGCAGGCAACUAAGAAACAACCCACCCAGAGCGCCAAGGCCCCUGUUAAAGCUGCAUCCAAACAGAAAAUUGCCAAGCCCAUGAAGGUCAGCGCUCCUCGUGUUGGUGGCAAGCGCUAAAUUCAUGUUUUGGUGUUUUGUGUAUUAAUAAAAGUUUCACUAUCAACCUUGA